Sycon ciliatum is the source of this 2963-nucleotide messenger RNA. RefSeq lists its product as uncharacterized. The transcript is spliced from 12 exons. Gene Ontology annotation, biological process: SCF-dependent proteasomal ubiquitin-dependent protein catabolic process. The record is from RefSeq and is a predicted model, not a curated record. Bases 315 to 1874 code for a protein of 519 amino acids. Gene Ontology annotation, cellular component: cytoplasm; SCF ubiquitin ligase complex. Lineage: Eukaryota; Metazoa; Porifera; Calcarea; Leucosolenida; Sycettidae. Gene Ontology annotation, molecular function: protein binding.
GAAAAUGUAGGCCACUUUUUAUUUUUUGAAUCUGCAGUAACUGUUGUUUCACUCAUUAUACUAGCUCUUGCUGUCAGUGAGUUUUGUCUCGACCUCAAUGAAUGCGGAGCACCAGUAGUAGUAUACAAGGUGCUCUGGAAUCUCAGUUCGUGUAUCAAGGAGGUGACGUGUGAAUGACCUAAAGGGGCCUGUACUGCUGCUGCGAGUUGUGGCCACUCAAUUAUUUGAACCAGCUCCCUCCAAGGAAUUUGUUGUUUCAUUGGGUGUAGCUAUUUUGAGUGGCAUUAGUGGAGGAAAGAAGACAUUAGCUUGCAAUGGCGGAGGCCGAGGAUGAAAUCAUUGAGAGCAUUGCCCUUGCUGAGAGUCUCACCCUCACGGAACGCCCGCAUGAUGAAACCGUCGAGAGCAUUGCCAUGGCUGAGAGCCACACCCUCGCAGAGAGGCCACACAAUGACCUGGAGGAGUUCCGCCGUGAGUGGCGUCAGGAGGUGGAGUCGCGCCACCGUGGCGGCAAGACUGCUGCACGAGGUCAGGACGGUGCAAAGGCAACUGCCGAUCGUGUGCCUGCGGCUACAACUACAGCCACUCUCCCAGCAGCAGCAGCAGCAGCAGCGUCGGCAUCGAGCGUCACCGCCUCGCAGGCGCAAGCGACCGCAAACGACCCCGUCGAGCCUGCUGCAGCGGACAGACACGUUGACGCUGCGGAGGUGGACAGCUCAGCUGCAUGUACAGCCGGCAGCACAUCGCCAUCGGCCAGUUGCCCAGCAAAGGACGCCUGCCCCACGCAAGAAGUUCAAGAACAGACCAGUGGUGAAGGUGAAGAGGCAUCGGCUGCUGUAGCAGCAGCAUCGGCACAGUCCGCGCCUUCUGGCCACCACGAUGCAGCCUCAGUGCAUUCUGGAAGGGAAAUCCCCAGUGACUCUGAUGGUGACACGGACGAUGGUGAACCACUACCGCGAGGCGUUACGGUAUCAGAAAGCUCGACUUCAUGUGACGGGGAAACGAUGGAUCUGUACGAGCUAUUCCGCGACUCGCAGAUCGAGCCCGAAGUGCCGGGGAUGCCUGGGACACACAUCUCUGCGUUACCAGCGGACGUGUUGCAGUGCAUCUUUGAGUGGGUGGUGUCGUCCUCGCUGGAUGUCUACACUCUGGAGAAAUUGUCCGAGGUGUGCCGGCAGUUCUACUUGUGGAGUCGCUACCAUGUGCUCUGGCGAGCCGUAUGCCGCAGAAUAUGGGGAAAGGCCACCAUAGCAGCACCCGAACUAUCGUGGCGAGACCACUAUCUGACUGUGUCACAUCCGCUCUACCAUGGUUGUUAUGUAAGCUCCACAAUGUACUAUCGUAGUGGAGAGAAGUCGCUGGAUGAGUUCUACAAGCCGUACCACACCGUUGUGUACUACCGCUAUAUACGCUUCUUCGUGGACGGUGCGUUGAUUAUUGGUUGCGGCUCCAAGCAUCCGCGUCUUGUCGUGGGCAAGCUCACGCCCGGCACCGUGUCGGUGCCUGGCGUCGAUGCCUAUGCCGGUACCUACUGCAUACAGGGAGAUAAGAUCAUUGGUACUUAUACGGUGGAGCGGCCGUCUGAUCACAGCGCCGCCGCUGCCAGCGGAAGACGCCGUGCUGGCCAGCAACAGGAUAGGAAUGACGUCAUGCGUCACAUCUUCCACAUGGGUUGGCAUUUGGAAGCAACAAAACGCCAGCCAUUCAAUCGUCUUGUCUGGGACCACUAUUACUACGAAAGCUUGCAUCCGCAACGCGGUUUGGUCUACCGAGAUGAUCUCCAACUGGGAAACUUCUACCCACCAGCUAUCUUCUCUCGUGUCAAGAGCUACACACAGUAUGUCACCGGACCGUUGGAGACUAGCACGCGGUGACGACACUAGUUCGUUUGCUGCUUGUGCUGUUGAUGUCGCGCCGCCGGUUUCUUGUGACAUCAGCGAACGGAGGGACCGAUUGCGUGUCUCUGUGUGCGUUGGAAGGUUCUGGUGUGGCACGACGCUGGUCGGCCGUACUGCAUGACGGUGCGUGCCGACAUAAUCAUGGAGUCGCGGCCCCCAACUUGUGUACAACGUUAAUGGUGCCGUCAAAAACUGAGACAAAUUCUCGAUGCAAUCAGUAUCUACCGGUAUGUGUGCUUGAGUAGAACUGGAGGUUAUGUGGGUGGCAUCAGAGCCUUUCAGAGGUAGUGAAAGUGCCCACUUGUAUAUGCAUGUCAUCCGUAUAUGGAUAACUUGCCACCCCUUUCCGGCUCUCUGCCACCACUGUCCACUCCUUGUAUGGGUAAUCCGCACUGGCACCAUUGCAAGCUGACCACAAGAUGAUCUCCAGGGCUGUGGAAAGGCUCUCUGGCCGGCUGGCCUGUCCUCUUUCAAGACUUUUCUCAGUGCCAGCAGCAGACACGUACACAUGAGGGGUAGUACCUGUACGCCUGCCAACAUUCCGAACCUUGGCGACCCUGCACGUACCUCUAGCUCUGUGUACCUUGUGUAACCGUAUUGAAUCUACUAACGAUACUAUACCACUUGUCUUGAGCCAGAACGAGAGUGUAUUUUCUGUGCAGUGUGAGAUGACAUGCUCUUAUUCGACUUGUAGUGUGUUUCAGCUCUCUCCACAUGGCUGUCCACUGCAGGCCUUGUUACUUUCGCUCCCAUCUUGUUUGUGUCAAGCUGGCCUUGAUUAUUGCCAAACUAUUCUGUAAGCUGCCCCCCCCCCCCCCCCCCCUGCUUUCCAAGUGUUGGUGUCGUACUGUUUGUGUUGUGGUGAUGGAUCUCCUGUUUUUUUUUUAAAUUGUGACUGUACUGGACCUAACCCAUCAGGCUCAGCUGCUUGACUGUAUUAUUAAUUUAUUUUUGUUGUACUCGUUCCACCUUCAAGCUUUGUUGGCUAUCCGGAUCCAUAAUGCUUUCCAUGCGGACUAUCAUACGUGUUUGACAAAUGGACAACUCCAGGCUAGUUCAGAGUAA